Messenger RNA from Aspergillus homomorphus CBS 101889, 1644 nucleotides. Its product is annotated as TFIIH/NER complex subunit TFB4. Bases 137 to 1246 code for a protein of 369 amino acids. Gene Ontology annotation, biological process: nucleotide-excision repair; regulation of DNA-templated transcription. The record is from RefSeq and is a predicted model, not a curated record. The transcript has 3 exons. Lineage: Eukaryota; Fungi; Ascomycota; Eurotiomycetes; Eurotiales; Aspergillaceae. Gene Ontology annotation, cellular component: transcription factor TFIIH core complex; transcription factor TFIIH holo complex.
CUUUUCUGAAUCUGAAAACAUAUCGUUCAGCCUCUCUCUCUCUACACACAAUGAACGCACCCACAGAAUAAUCUUCUACGCACCGCAAUUGAUCAUCUCCAACCAACAAACCCACCACCCGUCCACAACAAUCAGAAUGAACACCAUCGACGCAACAGAGCACUACUCAACAAGUGCGAAUGACCGCCCCCCCUCCCUCCUAACCGUCAUCCUCGACACAAACCCCCACGCCUGGUCACAACUCUCACCCUCCCUCCCGCUCAGCACCGCAAUCGCCAACAUCCUCGUAUACCUCAACGCCCACCUCGCCUGCAACUACGCCAACGAAGUAGCAGUCGUAGCAGCGCACACGCACAGCGCGAACUGGCUGUACCCUGUGUCUGCCUCUCAACAUGCCUCACCCACCAGCACAAGCAGCACCAACAAAAACCGGCCGGUACCACCCACAGAAAUGAACAAAUACAGACCAUUCCGGAUCGUGGAAGAACAAGUCACCGAGAACCUACACAAACUGCUUCACGACAACACAACACCCGAGAACCUAAGCGGGACGACAUCGACAUUGAUGGCUGGGGCGUUGACGCUGGCGCUGAGUCAUAUCAAUCGGCGGACGAUGGCGUGGGCGGAGGCGCAUGGUGGGGAGACGGAGGUUAAUACCCAUGGUCCUAGUUCCACCAGCGAGAGUUCAAAUCGAAGUGCAGGGACGGAAUCAGGAUUGCAGUCGCGGAUUUUGAUCGUCAGCGUCAGUAGCGCCACGGGCGCCGCCCAUCAGUAUAUCCCGAUUAUGAACGCCAUCUUCGCGUGUCAGCGGCUGCAUAUCCCUAUCGAUGUGUGCAAGCUGAGCGGCGACGCGGUGUUCCUGCAGCAGGCAGCCGAUGCGACGAAAGGCGUGUAUAUGGCGCUGGCGGAGCCGCGUGGGCUGCUGCAGUAUCUGAUGAUGGCGUUUUUGCCGGACCAGCGCUCGCGGAGGCAUCUCAUCCUGCCGACUCGCGUGGAUGUGGAUUUUCGCGCGGCGUGCUUCUGUCAUCGCCGCGUCGUCGAUGUCGGGUUCGUGUGCUCUAUCUGUCUGAGUAUCUUCUGCGAGCCGUUGGAGAAGGGCGAGUGUUUGACGUGUGGGUCGGUGCUGGAGAUGGGGGACUACGGGGCCAAGCCCGCCGUUGUCGCACGGAAGAAGAAAAAGAAGAAGGCGCGUGGUGCCAAUGGGCCCUCGGCCACCCCGACGCCUACGACGACACCUGGUCCGUGAGGGGGAGAAAGAUGGCUCCGCAGGACUUACUAUGUCUUGCUCUAACUAAACGGCAAUCGUGCUGGUCUCGCUACCCUUCCGGGUCUACAAAGCUCCUAUCCCGCGGGAAAUACUGUGUUAUUCGUGGCCUACUAGGCGUGAGGAAAUACAUAGGAAACGGAUGCACUCUGUUCUCCACCUGAUUACCUGGCUGCUCAACACAUCCUGAACCCAAUCACACAAUGGUAUAACCAGUGCUUGGUGCCAGGACAACCGCGUUGCAGAAUCUCUUUCCGGCUGAAAAGGCUCUUAGUGAUAUUGGACCCGUGUUGGCCCAGACUUGACGCAAAGCGCAGGUGCUGGAUUCAAAUUGUAAAGAUACGUCAGCCUGCAUCGUUGAGUUUCAGGCCUGUAUCUAG